Molecule: messenger RNA, 1279 nt
Organism: Rhinichthys klamathensis goyatoka
Lineage: Eukaryota; Metazoa; Chordata; Actinopteri; Cypriniformes; Leuciscidae
Gene: spp1
Product: secreted phosphoprotein 1
Exons: 8
Coding region: 111-1007 (298 amino acids)
Biological process (GO): ossification; cell adhesion
Source: RefSeq, a predicted model, not a curated record
CCAUCUCUCAGCAUCAAAACAUUGGAAGAUCUCAUCUGAUCAACAGUCUAUCCUCUGACAGUCAAAGGACUUCACAUUUCUCAAAGAGAAAGAGAGUAUUUUGCACAAAAAUGAAGACUGUUUUCGUUUUGACGCUCCUCAUCGCCACAGUCUUCUGCCUACCUGUCAAGCGCUCAGCCAGCAGUUCAGAGAGCUCAGAAGAAAUGAUUGCUGUUCAACGGCCACCUCCUAUUCUAAAAAAAGCUGCUGCUGAUAUGUUCCAGGCAGAACCUACACAGACCACACCAGCAGAUUCCAAUGAAAGCACAAACAGUGAAGAUGACACUGAGGAGGCAGAUGAGGAAUCUAAAACAGAUGAGGAUGAGGAGAACGAGACUGACUCCAGUGAGAGUAAUUCUGGGGAAACUCAGAGCACCGUUGUCCCAUCCACAGCCGAGCCCUCGCUGGACCCCAUCAUCAACACAGGCCGGGGAGACAGCAUGGGCUACCCAAGCGACUACAAAAAAAGCAUCGUUUAUGUGGACGCAAACAACUUUGAAAAACUACCUUCCCCAUACAAGUCCUACAGCAGUGACAAGUUAGGCGGUUUGACAUUUGUGAGCAAGAAGUCUUCUGCUUAUGAUGAGCAGAGCUUCAAUGACGUGGAGAAAGAGAUUCAACUGCACAAGGCUCUGCAGGUGCACGAUCUUCUGGAGGAGGACAGCAGCACCCCCGAGAUGGAGAACAUGGAGCCAGGAGACCGCCAGGCGGCUCUGGGAGGCCAAGAGAUCGUCCCCGCCGGGAACCAAGAGCCAGACAGCGAGGGAGCGAGUGCUGGCGACUCCACCGCCAGCGCCAGCGCCAGCCAGGAGAAAGCAGGGGAGUCAGAUAGCAGCGAGGAGACCACAGCCACCCCUGGAGCUGCAGACAGCGACAGCGACUCCUCACAGAGCACAGAAAGCCAGGAGAGCGAUUCGGAUGAGCAGAACACACAGACCACCGAGGCUUCCAUCAUAAACGCAAAGUAAUCACAGUCAAGCACAGUCGACACAAACGAAUGCAAAUGUAUUAAUUGUAUGGUGCUUGGUGACUCACUCCACGUGGCGUUAGUGUGAGAUCGACGACAAACGCAGAGCACAACGACACGGUUCACACGAGGUCUUGAGCUGCUGCUAUGCAGUUUCAUCUCAACAAUGUCUUCCUGUUGAUUGCACAAUUAUUUACGAACCUAAUGUAAAUGUAAUUUUAUACUGCUCUAUGUAAUGAAUGAUCAUUUAUGAAUAAAUUUUGUCCUAUAUCA